GCCCCUCAUUUCAUACAAGGCUUUGGUCAUGUCAUCAUCUAUGUGCAUGCGCAGCUGUUCCUCUGUUUUUGUGAUUUUGCAUUUUAGGUACGAAUUUUUCCAUUCGCAUUGGAUCGAUAAUUGUGUUUAAAUUGUUUAGAUAAGAAAGCUGGUUGUACUUCUGAUUAUGGAAUAAUCUAUAUUUAGCAGUUACUGCCCUCUUUCUAGAUUCUGGAGAGGAUUUGGAGAAAUAUACUUAUCGAAACUUAAUUUCACCGUCGGUCGAUUAUUACGGACGUUACGGUUGGCCCGACUAUUUUCACAAUGGCAAUGAUUAUGAAAGCAGCAAAAUGUCCCACAGAUGAGCUGUCGCUAAAGAACAGAGCUAUAGUCAACGCAGGCGACUUUCCCGCUGAUGUCAAAUAUAUUGAUCUAUCUACAGCACCUGGUCAGCAUUUCAUUUUUUACAUCGAACGUACGGUUUCUGGUGAAAUUAAUCCUGGAACCAUAGGGUUUUCAUUACUUCAACGAAAGUGGGCGACACUUUCAAUCAAUCAAGACAUUAGCGUCAAACCAUAUAAUUUCGAACGAUCAUCUGAAGUUCUCUGCAGUAUUGCUUUAGAGGUAGAUUUUCUACAGAAAAAAACUGUAACACAUGAACCAUACGAUAGUGAUCAAAUGGCAAGAGACUUUUUGCUUCAGUUUGCAGGAUUAGCUGUUACGGUUGGACAGCCAUUGGUUUUCAGUUUUCAAGAUAAAAAAUUGCUAUGCCUAGCAGUGAAAACCCUUGAGGUUAUUGAUGCCGCAGCCAUGGCUGGUGGUGCAUCAUCCAGUGGAUCUGGUAACGGUCCGGUAGAACCUAAACGAGUAAAUUUUGGUCGAUUGCUAGCAAACACUGUUGUGACGUUUGAAAAAGCUGAAAGCUCUGGAUUAAAUCUUGUUGGACGUUCUAAAGGUCGGGUGACGGCUGUGAGACAGUCUAUCAUUAAUCCUGAUUGGGAUUUUGGAAGAAUGGGCAUUGGUGGAUUGGAUCGUGAAUUUAAUGCGAUAUUUCGACGUGCUUUUGCUUCACGUGUUUUCCCACCAGAGGUGGUUGAACAACUGGGUUGUAAACACGUAAAGGGCAUUCUUCUAUAUGGACCUCCUGGUACUGGCAAAACACUUAUGGCACGACAAAUUGGAACAAUGUUAAAUGCUCGAGAACCAAAGAUAGUAAAUGGCCCGCAGAUUUUAGAUAAAUAUGUCGGUGAAUCUGAAGCUAAUGUGCGUCGACUAUUCGCUGAUGCCGAAGAAGAAGAAAAAAGACUUGGACCAGCAAGUGGUUUACACAUUAUAAUUUUCGAUGAAAUAGAUGCAAUUUGUAAAGCUCGUGGUACUGUCGGCGGAAAUUCUGGUGUGCAUGAUACGGUUGUCAACCAACUGUUGGCAAAAAUAGAUGGUGUUGAGCAAUUAAACAACAUUCUGGUAAUUGGAAUGACAAAUCGAAGAGAUAUGAUAGACGAAGCAUUGUUAAGACCUGGUCGUCUAGAAGUUCAAAUGGAAAUCAGUCUUCCUAAUGAAGAAGGUCGUGUGCAAAUUUUGAAUAUACAUACUAGACGCAUGAAGGAGUUUAAAAAGUUAGCUCCUGACGUAGACUUGAGCGAGCUUGGUCAAAAGACUAAAAAUUUUAGCGGUGCUGAACUGGAAGGAUUGGUACGUGCAGCGCAAUCCACCGCAAUGAAUAGACUAAUAAAAGCAGCUUCGAAGGUCGAAGUGGAUCCUGCGGCCAUGGAAAAGUUGAUGGUCACUAGAGAAGAUUUUUUACAUGCUUUUGAAAACGAUAUUAAACCUGCUUUUGGCACAGCAGCAGAAGCCCUAGAAAACUAUUUAACAAGGGGCAUUAUCAAUUGGGGUCUACCAGUGGCUCAUAUUCUUGAAGAUGGUGCUCUUUACACAGAACAAGCUCGAGGAACAGAAGGUUCUGGAUUAGUUUCAGUACUUUUAGAAGGCCCCCCAAAUGCUGGAAAAACUGCGCUGGCUGCUAAACUAGCGAAACUCUCUGAUUUUCCGUUCGUAAAAGUAUGCAGUCCUGAUGAGAUGGUUGGUUUUAGCGAGGGUGCUAAAUGUCUUCAAAUACGUAAGUACUUCGACGACGCUUAUCGCUCCACAUUCAGCUGUAUCCUAGUGGAUAAUAUCGAGAGACUGUUAGAUUAUGGACCAAUUGGUCCUCGAUACUCUAAUCUAACGCUUCAAGCAUUAUUGGUAUUACUGAAAAAGUCUCCUCCAAAAGGGAAAAAACUUCUCAUUUUGUGUACGACUAGCCGAAGGCAAGUGUUAGAGGAUAUGGAAAUGCUUUCGGCAUUUACUGCAGUACUGCAUGUACCGAAUCUUUCUACUGCGGAUCAUUUGAUUGCAGUACUCGAGCAGGAACCAGACGUGUUCGGUCGCAAUGAACUGGCUGCUAUUUACAAACGUUUAAAAGGACGUCGAAUUUUUGUCGGAAUCAAAAAACUAUUAGAUUUGAUUGAUUUAGCCCGUCAAAUGGAUCCGCAAACUCGUAUGAUGAAGUUUUUGUCAAAGCUUGAAGAGGAAGGAGCCAUUGAAGAUGCCACUGUGGCACACUAAGCAAUAUUUAAAAGAGCAUUUUAAUAUACAAUGGAACCCCUUAUAACGAAUUUUUCAAUGUAGAUACUCAUAACUAGCAAAUCCAGAUGCUCUACAAAUAUCCGUCUUAACGAGUAAAAUCUCGCAUAACGAGCAAUUUCAUUUUUGUUCCCGAUAAGAAUUCGUGAUCAUUUCGAGAGUUACAUUACUAAGAAUUGUUAAAUAUCAAGCUAUUACCAAAAGAGGCAGGUAUAAGUGUGGAGGAAAAAUGUAAGGGAGGUGACACAUUAACACCCACUGCCAGUUUAAAACUCGCAAAGUCGUCCAAAAAUCGAAAAAAGCCGGGACGGGCCGUGGGCGCGAUCACUCUACGUCCAGAUAACUCUUUUCAGAUCAGAUAAUGGAGCUGAGAGUUUUGCGCUUAUCGACAGGUCGAGUAAAUGAAUUAGUGUCUUCAGUUUAAUUGCUCCAUUUAAUUCCUUCUUAUUUUACAAUAAUGGAGGCUUUCUUCUGCUUCGGUUGUGGAAGUGGGCAGGACGUGGUUUUAAUGUGUAGUGUACCUUCCUAAGAAGCGUGUGUUUCUGAUUGUGAGGUAUAUUGAUAGGUAUGUUCUUGCAUGCAUUCUUGAUCUACAUGCAUUCUUGAUCUACAUUGAUCAUUGGAUUACUGUAGCCACUUGGAGGUGUCCCGUAUGGUUGCGAUGCACAUAAUCCUUAUAUACCGGCACUUUUCUUAUCAAUUAUUUCAUUUUUCAUACAAAUUGUAUGAAAAAGAACCUUCUGCAUGACUAUUUUUUUUAUAUAACGAGUGAGUUAUGGGAACGGAUUUGUUAUGAGGGGUUCUACUAUAGUUGUCCAUGUUGCAUUACGAUUUAUGAAACACAUUUUGAUAGGGUGAUAAUAGCCGGUAUCGCGAAUGAAAUGUUUAUGCAUUAACAUUUGUUUUAAAUUAAUAUGAGUCAGUAAAAUUGCUCGAAUUUGGCAUCCUGAACACAUUGAGUUCAUUUGCUAAUUUUACCGAAGGCCUAGGUCGUUGUUAAACAAACCAUUGGCAAGAGCAAAUCAAAUUCGAGUAGUCUGUGAGCUUGCAUGAGGUUCGCGACAACUUCAUAGCGCCAGCGACCUCGCAUUAGAGCAGCUUGUGAGGGUAAGCAGUUUUUCGCCCAAAGUUACAGAUAUUUUUUGCGGUGUGGGAGGAUGGGAUCUUCAAGAAGCGAUAUUGAUCCCAUUUUUUUGUUUUUUGACUGAUCACAUUUUUGGCCAUCUAUUGCCGAUUCUCAA
This is a messenger RNA of Anopheles merus, 3842 nucleotides long. RefSeq names its product vesicle-fusing ATPase 1-like. The record is from RefSeq and is a predicted model, not a curated record. Gene Ontology annotation, biological process: SNARE complex disassembly; Golgi to plasma membrane protein transport; intra-Golgi vesicle-mediated transport. The transcript has 9 exons. Lineage: Eukaryota; Metazoa; Arthropoda; Insecta; Diptera; Culicidae. Gene Ontology annotation, molecular function: ATP binding; ATP hydrolysis activity. Gene Ontology annotation, cellular component: Golgi stack. The coding region runs from base 304 to 2583 and encodes 759 amino acids.